Molecule: messenger RNA, 1587 nt
Organism: Didymodactylos carnosus
Lineage: Eukaryota; Metazoa; Rotifera; Eurotatoria; Philodinida; Philodinidae
Source: the annotation of a GenBank genome assembly
AUGGAAUCAUCUCAACCAUCACCACCAAAUGAAUUGAUCACAGUUUAUCUAGUAUUUAAACAAGAUCAAAAUUCAGUAAAGGAAUUAGAAUCAUUAUUUUGGAAAAUUACCGAUCCUGACAGUGAUAAAUAUCAACAGUGGCUUACACGUAAAGAAAUUAAUAAAAUUUUAAAACCACAUUCAAAGUGUUAUUCAUUAAUUAAAAAGUGGUGUGAGAAACAACCGUUUAAAAAAGUAAAUAAGAUUGAUGACAAUAUUGAUAGUCUUCAACAACAGCUAGAAUCACUUGACGUUAUCACACCAGAAUUUGUAAUUGAUUACUAUAAAAUACCAAAUGUGAAAAAAAUUGGUCUACCACGAAAUGAUGUGUCACAAAGCUCCAUUCAGUUUCUAGGAGAAUAUUAUGAUGAAAAAGAUUUACAGAAAUAUUCAAAGGCAGUAAAUAUUAGAUACAGACCGCUGGCCUCAAAGCAUAUUCUUGGUGGAAUAAAUAAUCAAAGUAAUCCAGGUAGUGAAGCAGUGCUUGAUGUUGAACAAAUGAGUGGUAUUAAUCCAUUGGCUGAGAACUGGUUUAUUAAUUAUGAAUCUGGAGUUAAUCCGGAUGGCGAUGGUGAAAAUUUCUAUACAACAAUAUUAACAUUAAAUCAACUGGACCAUUUACCACAAGUGCUAUCAAUAUCUUAUGGUGAUCCGGAAAUCGGUCUAUGUAAGGGUUUCACGGGCGAUUGUAAUACAACAUUUAAUUCCAAUGAGAUUUAUAUUCGACGUACAAACAUCGAAUUUAUGAAAUUAUCCAUGAGAGGAAUCAGUAUUUUGGUAUCUUCCGGUGACAGUGGUGCAAAUGGAUUUUUUGAAACAAAUUGUACAAAUAAAAUAUUUUAUCCAGAAUAUCCAACAGCUUGUCCUUAUUUGACAUCCGUCGGUGCUACACAAUUAAUUGAUAUUGAAUAUAAUAAUAGUGAAAAACUACCACGUGCGUGUUCAGUAAUCAUACCUCCAGUUGGCAACAGAAAUGCUACAUUAGCUCACUGUAUAUCGAAUGGAACUGAAGUAGCAGUUGAUACUGGGUAUACUGGUUAUACAAGCGGCGGUGGAUUUUCCAGCUACACUUCACAACCACUCUAUCAAAAACGAGCUGUAAACAAAUAUUUCAAAUUAAUGAAAUGUCAACCACCAACAUCAAUGUACAAUCGACGUAAUCGUGGCUUUCCGGAUGUUUCUGCAUUUGGUACUCAUGGCUUUUUUGUAUUCAAUGGAACUUAUCACACUUUUGGUGGUACAAGUAUGUCAGCACCAUUGUGGGCUGGUAUUGUAUCAAUUUUAAAUUCAUAUUCAUUAAAACGAACAAACAAAACAUUGGGCUUUCUUAAUCCCUUACUGUACAAAAUGUCAGAAGAGUGUCCCAAGUGUUUUAAUGAUAUAACACUUGGUGAUAGUAAAUGUCCUGAUAGUAGUUACUGUACAAGCAAAUGUCAAGGUUUUCAAGCUGCACGUGGUUGGGAUCCAGUAACGGGACUGGGUAGUCCAAAUGUUGAACAAAUGAUAAAAUAUAUUAAUAGAUUAUUAAAGAAGAAGAACUACCUGUAA